AUGGCAAGGAGAUGUCUAUCAGUGAAUGAAGUCCACAACAAGAUGAGAAGGUGGACAGUGCUUGUGCAAGUCGUGGAGAAAUCACACGUGUUAACUAGUAACGGAUCGCCACCUAUCAGAUUUCAGCGUCUCGUGUUAAUAGAUUCUGAGGGGACUAUGGUUUCAGCUGUCAUUUAUGGAAACGACAUUCGUUAUUUUGCUAAUCUGCUGCAACCAUUCAAGCGAUACUAUAUCACUAGUGGAACUGUCAAAAAACAGGAUGCAAAGUAUAAAGUUAGUGACUAUCAGUUCUCAUGGGUGCUUCAUAACAAGACAUUAGUUGAAGAGUAUGUCGAGCCAAAUCCACCAAUGCUACCAUGCACUUUUGAAUUCACCAAAUUUGAAGACCUUUUUAGGUCCGCAGACACGGAGAAUGUUCAGAAUUUACAAGCUGUUGUUGUCACUGCAUUUGCGACAAAGGAACAGAAUAAUGGGUGUACAACAAGAGACUUCAUUGUUGUGAAUGAAGAGAAAAAACCAAUGCUUCUUACUCUUUGGAAUGAGUUCGAACAAAAUCAGGGAACACAGCUUGCAAACAGCAUUGGGAAUGCCAACGUUAUCAUUGGCAUAAAGCUGAAAAUCACAACUUUUAAUUACUUAUCCCUGACAACCAAGCCUGGGAGUGGCCUUCUGAUUAAUCCUCCCACUUCUGAAGCAAAUGCACUCAAAGAAUGGUAUAAUGCAAAUACAGAAGAAAUUGCAGAAUUGAUACAACAAAUGGCAUACAAAGAUUCAUCUAAGCUGCUGCCACCUCCAAGUGCUAAUGACAUGAUCAGUGUAGCUAAUGCACUUAACACACUCAAAGAUGUGAAAACAGUUUGGAUAACAGGAAAAAUCAGUUUGUCCCUUGGACAACAAAAAUUCUGGUUUGAAGCAUGUGAGAACUGCCAAAAGGCUAUCAAUGUUGACGUAGGAUGGGUUAUGAGAUGCCCAUCUUGCAAAGAAGAGAGCAGAGUUGUAGCAAGGUAA
Messenger RNA from Coffea arabica (coffee), 1008 nucleotides. NCBI's taxonomy places the organism in Eukaryota, Viridiplantae, Streptophyta, Magnoliopsida, Gentianales, Rubiaceae. The record is from RefSeq and is a predicted model, not a curated record.